Paramuricea clavata is the source of this 1696-nucleotide messenger RNA. Lineage: Eukaryota; Metazoa; Cnidaria; Anthozoa; Malacalcyonacea; Plexauridae. The record is from the annotation of a GenBank genome assembly.
AUGGCAACAUCUCAACAAGAGCUGGACUGGCAAUCGACGAAGAAGACGGUGUUAGAACGAAGUCGUCAUAUGUUUAAUAAUCCGUUCAUGAGCGACAUCGCGUUCAGUUGUGAAGGCUCAGACAAGAAAUUCUUCGCACAUAAAUAUGUCCUCGCCACAAGUAGUGCUGUAUUUUAUGCGAUGUUUUACGGCGAGCUGGCAGAGAAGAAUUCAGUUGUUCAUCUGAGCGAUACUGACGAGGAAAGUCUGCAGGAAUUUCUACGAUUUCUUUACACGGACGAGUGUAACUUGACAACAAAUAAUGCCGUGUUUGUGUUGUACUUGGCCAAGAAGUAUAUCGUGCCCUCUCUCGCUGAAAAAUGUUUUGAAUAUUUUGACGCCAACUUCGCAGCAGAAAAUGUUUUGAUACUUUUACAGCAAGCAAUUCAAUUUGACGAAAAUAAACUUGAGGAGAAAUGCUGGGAUUUCAUAGAUUUGAAAGCGAACGAAGUUGUCGCUUCUGAUGGAUUUUCUGACAUUAAUCAAGCAACUUUAGUAGAAUUAUUGAAGCGAGAACCGUUGAACUUGGAAGAGGUUGAUCUUUUCAAAGCAGUUUUAAAAUGGAGCGAAGCGGAAUGCUCAAGAAAGGGAAUAGAAGCGAAUGCAAAGAACAAACGAGCCGCCAUGGGAGAUGCAAUCUAUCAAAUUCGUUUUGUCUCUAUGACGCUUCAAGAUUUUGCUCAGAAUGUUUCCCAGUCGGGUAUACUUACACCAGAAGAAAUGCUUUUAUUCUAUGAGACAUUUGGCGGAAUAGAAAAAACGUCUGAAAUAUGGAACAUGUCAGAAACAAGGGCAAAAGAAGAUAUCUUACUAAGAUGUUGCAGAUUUGAUUGCUAUGGACUUCAUCUUGUGUCGAAAACAGUGAGUACUUGGGAGGACACACUAGGUAUAUCGUUUAGUAAGCCAGUGAAACUCCACGGUGUUCGCUUGCUUGGCGAAAAAGGGAAGGAAUAUAAAGUGAAGUUAGAGAUUUGGUCUUGGAUAAUUGAAAAGAAAUUUCAUUCAGAACAGGAUAAUCGUGGCAUAUCUCAAGGGUUUGAUGUCAUGUUACCAUUACCAAUUAAGGUUCAAGCUAAUGUUCCUGUUCAUCUGAAAACCACCAUAACCGGCUGUCGUCGCACCAAUUUCGACGCGCGUGUGAGAAAGACAGUAAAAACAAAUGGUAUUACUAUAAAUUUUAUAACCAAGAAUGAUAAUGAUUUUGAUGAAAUUAUCUUUAGAGAAAUGUCAAAAUGAGAUGCAGAUAAUCGAUGAUGUGAACACUGUUAAUCAACAUUUCAAUAUCGAAAAUGGGAAGAAAGUAGAUGGACAAAUGGUAAAGGGGUUGACAAUAACUAUAUGCCAUAGGGAGAAUAUCACUAAUUUUCAGGGACUGUAGGGACAAACUAAAAAAUAUAACAGGAAAAUUGGCAUCUUUAGGGGUGACCAAUACAUUUUUUAAAGUUGAGGCCCUGUAAGGGGUUUUAGGUAUAAGGUAUACUUCCCCAAAGUAUUGUAGUUAUAAAGUAUUAAUAACGAUGGACUUUUGGGUAUAAAGUACAAAUUAUUACUGAGGAGUCUUCAAAAUAGACAUUUUGUGUUUGCAUUUAAUUGUGUCAAUUGUCAAUAGUGACCAACAGUGGUCAAUAGUUAUCGCUUCUAACGUCUCUAAUUCGAU